AUGGCCAAAGCCGAGUCCGAUCUCAGAUCCAUCCUCGAUGGCGGCUUCGAUCCUCACGAGUUCCCCUGGUACGAGCCAGAGCUGGUUGAGGUUCCCGAGCCAGCAAAGUCUCUACUCGAAAAGUACAGCAAAAUCCCACCCGGGCACGAGGUGGCACAUGUGAAGAAAGUGUUCCCGUACCCUUGUAUUGGAUCAUUCCGGUUCCUGGAUUUGAGCAUCCCACAAUCACCACUAUACCCUGAAGUCCUUGAUAGACUGAAGUCAGGCCAGAAACUGCUCGAUGUCGGAUGUGCAGUCGGGCAAGAGCUGCGUCAAUUGGUCUUCGACGGCGUCCCCUCUGAGAACCUCUAUGCCUCAGACCUGCGCCAAGACUUCUACGACAUUGGGUACGACCUUUUCAACGACCACGAUCACCUCAAAGCCCAGUUCAUUGUAGCAGACAUAUUCGACGACAACUCCGAUCUAGUCAAGAAUCUGACGAACAGAAUUGAUAUUGUGAACGCCGCUUCCUUCUUCCAUCUUUUCAACUGGAACCAGCAGGUUCUGGUUGCAAAGCGGCUUGUCGGGUUACUGCAGGAUAAACCCGACUCCCUAAUAAUCGGGCGACAGAUUGGUCUAGUUAACCCUCCUCCUCCGGAAGAUAAGGAGGCCGCUGUAAAGCACUAUCGUCAUGAUCCUGCUACGUGGAAGAAGUUCUGGGGGCAGGUGGGUGCUGAAACGGGGACGAAAUGGGAGGUUGAGACUAGGAUGGAGAAGUGGGCUGGGGCGGAUAAGAUGAUGAAAGACUACCAUGAGGGGAUGGACACUUUCAAGCUGAGAUUUAGUGUUCGGAAGUUGUAG
Messenger RNA from Penicillium egyptiacum, 840 nucleotides. The record is from the annotation of a GenBank genome assembly. Lineage: Eukaryota; Fungi; Ascomycota; Eurotiomycetes; Eurotiales; Aspergillaceae.